AAGCGGGGCGACAACCGCAAAAACACUCCACCAGGCCAGUCAUUGUGAAUUUACGUAUGCGCCAUGGCUUCUCCAGCUGUUGAAUCUCACAGCACGUCGGAUCCGCAGAGUCCAUCAACUGCGGCAGAACUGUCCGAAGCUCUCAAGGUCGAGGUGUAUGAUCGCGAGGGCAAAACUCACAUCUUGGGCGACCUGGUCAAAGGACAGAAGAGUGUGUUGAUAUUCACGCGGCAUUUCUGGUGUUUGAACUGUCAAGCUUAUAUCCGGUGCAUCAGCGAGUCUAUUCCGCCGUCGAACUUACCGCCCUCAACACAGAUUUUGAUGAUAGGAUGUGGGUCCUACCAACCCAUCGACAUGUACGCGGCAAAGUCGGCGUCUGCAUACCCCAUUUACACGGAUCCUUCGCUGCGCCUACACGGCCUCUUUCGCUUCAAGUACAACUUGGCGGAAGGGAAGAGCGGUGAUGAGCAAAGAGACUAUAUGCGGAAUGCAGGCAGUGCCCUGGCAAGGAUACUGGGCGGUAUCAAGGGCGCACUGGGCAGUAUACAGCACGUGACUCAAGUUGGGCCCAAGGCUCUGAAUGGUGGAGAGGUGGUGAUAUCUGCUGACGGUGAAUGCGAGUACAUCUAUCGCAUGCAGAAUACGGUAGAUCACACCAACGUGUCUGAGCUGGCACGUCUGAUUGGUGUCGAAAGCAAGCCACUCGACACGGACGACAAGGCGAACCAAGCCUGUAGUGAUUCCUGCGCGCCUGGCGCAAAGUAACUUGUCGCUACCAAUGUCUGCUCAGACACACGGCUUUCUUCGUCUUCCCUGACCAGAUUCCAACGCGUCGCUGAUAACAAGUCAAUAUUGCCAUUUUGGUUUUCCCUCUACACUGAGCACUAGCUGCACUGAGUAUGGCGAAAAUACCUCUCCAACCUUAACUUAAUAUCAAGCUCCUACCA
Molecule: messenger RNA, 947 nt
Organism: Exserohilum turcica Et28A
Lineage: Eukaryota; Fungi; Ascomycota; Dothideomycetes; Pleosporales; Pleosporaceae
Exons: 4
Coding region: 64-765 (233 amino acids)
Source: RefSeq, a predicted model, not a curated record